AUUACAUAGGUAGACCGAGCUAAAAAUUAAGAAGUUGUUUUUGGAGAGUGAGAGAGAACAAGGUAAACUUCUCCACCAUCAUAUAAAAACAUCGGAAAGGAGUCAAAGCCGCCGGAGAAACGUUUGGUUUCAAUUUGGCAGAACGACAGUUAGUCAAAUAUCCAGCUUUGAAUCGUUUGGAUCAAUAGCAGUAAUCCACCCACAAUCUACACCUUAUCAACAUGGCCCGAUCCUCCAGGGUAUCCAAAGCUGCCGGUCAAAUUUCACCUUCCGAUGUAGAAUCUGAAAAAGGAACGAUCACACGUAAUGCCAAUUCAAGAACAUCUUCUACAAAUUCGGUAACACGUAGAACGGUACAUGCAAACGGAGAAGAAGAGGAAAUCUUAGAUAGCGAAGAAGCAGUUCGAUUGGCAAACGCUGCGCAAGAGAAUGUGUUCUUAUUCGUUCCUAAUUUGAUCGGAUAUGCAAGAGUGAUCUUGGCUGCAUUGUCAUUGUAUUACAUGAAGAGUAAUCCGAAAACAUGCACUUUGCUAUAUGGUUUCUCAUCCCUUUUGGACGCAGCGGAUGGUGUUGCAGCUCGUAGAUUAGGACAAGCUACCAAAUUUGGAGCUGUAUUGGAUAUGGUCACAGAUCGAUGCGCGACAGCAUGUCUACUUUGCUUCUUGACCACAGCAUACCCAAGAUGUGCAAUCAUCUUUCAAGGCUUGAUCACGUUGGACUUUUCAAGUCACUAUAUUCACAUGUAUAGUUCGCUUAUCACCGGAUCUUCAUCACAUAAAUUGGUCACUUCGGAUGUCUCGUGGAUUUUGUGGUAUUAUUACAACGAUAGCAGGACUUUAUUCUUUUAUUGCGCAGGAAACGAAUUAUUCUUCGUUUGUCUUUAUUUGAUGGACUUUUAUCCUACUCCAUUGGGUCUUAAACCAGAAUGGUUUUUGUGGCCUUUGGGUAAAGGAGUGGCUUCUUCUUUGGUGCUUGAAGCGGCAAGAAAUCCAAAAUCCAUACAAGCUUACUUUUUCAAAAUGAUUGCCGAGCUCACGUGGCCACAAAUUGUUGCGGUCAUCACUUUCCCAAUCUUUUUCGUUAAGCAAAUUAUCAAUGCUGUUCAAUUCUGGAAAGCGGCAAAAGUUUUGGUCGGAAUCGAUUUGGCAGAGCGCGCAAAGAAUCGUCAAAAGAAGUGAUGAUAAAUGCAACGUCUCAUAUCCGCCCUAUAAGGAGCCCAUAACGAAUGCAACUGAGCGAAAAAGUUGCCAUUCAUUCAAAUCUGUUCAGGUGAAAAUACGGAACAAGAUUAAAUAUUUGUACUUAUAUUGCAAAAAAACAGAAUCAAAAACCCCACACUUUUUCCCAUUCAAAUCGCUUUCUUAAUCCCUUUUCCCUCGCGCAAAUAUCUCUUUCGAUGCUCUGUCUAUCAAUGAAAAUUCCUCCUGCCGCCUUUCUUUUGGAAUAAUACUUGUCUUACCUCUUCAUCGUGUUUUCUUUGCACCGAUUUCUUAACACGUACUGAUGCAAUAAUACAUGGAAUUGAUAGAGAAUGAAGAAGGUGUAUCUGAAUUGUGUAUUGUACAAAGUGCUAAACAACGAGAAUGGAAAAGUGUUAAACGU
Meira miltonrushii is the source of this 1602-nucleotide messenger RNA. RefSeq lists its product as uncharacterized. The coding region runs from base 222 to 1178 and encodes 318 amino acids. Lineage: Eukaryota; Fungi; Basidiomycota; Exobasidiomycetes; Exobasidiales; Brachybasidiaceae. Gene Ontology annotation, biological process: phosphatidylinositol biosynthetic process. Gene Ontology annotation, cellular component: Golgi apparatus; membrane. The record is from RefSeq and is a predicted model, not a curated record. The transcript has a single exon. Gene Ontology annotation, molecular function: CDP-diacylglycerol-inositol 3-phosphatidyltransferase activity.